Gadus macrocephalus (Pacific cod) is the source of this 3934-nucleotide messenger RNA. Its product is annotated as C-Jun-amino-terminal kinase-interacting protein 1-like. The transcript is spliced from 12 exons. Gene Ontology annotation, molecular function: protein binding. The record is from RefSeq and is a predicted model, not a curated record. Gene Ontology annotation, biological process: regulation of JNK cascade. NCBI's taxonomy places the organism in Eukaryota, Metazoa, Chordata, Actinopteri, Gadiformes, Gadidae. Gene Ontology annotation, cellular component: cytoplasm. The coding region runs from base 280 to 2706 and encodes 808 amino acids.
ACGAUGCACCACGGCAUGGCCAAUGGGCAGCCAGGGAGGCGGUGAGGAGGGUGCGUCUGUGUGUUGCUCAUCUCUCCAGAGCUGAUCGAUGCUGAGGAGGAGGGAGCGGGAGAGAGAGGGAGAGGUGAGCUGGGCGAGGGCCUCGUCCAGGCAAAGGCACACCCCGAAACGACCUGAAAUAUAAAACGCAAGGAGCUAUACAGGAGAGAGGGAGACGGAGGAAGGACACCGCGGCACCAUCUAUGUCAAGGGUGGAGCCAUCCACCGCCCAGCGUUAUUAUGGAUACACGACGACCAAAGAGACCCACCACCCUGGCUCUCUUCCCCCAUCGGGCCCAGCCCCGCUCCCAGGACACCAUCAACAACAACUCUCUAUCAAAGAAGGAGAGCUGUAAAGAUGGCCGCUCUGCCUCGCCCCGCAUCACAGGGGAGUCAGCCCAAGCAGGGGCCAGCCGGUCGCAGAAGACUGGGGAGAAAGUCCUGCUGGGCAGCCGUCGCACCGCCCCCAAGCCCCCCGGCGCCUCCGGAGCAGGGGGGGGCAGAACAAAGACAGACAGUCACACACCCGCGGGUGCAGCUGCAGACACACAGACCCGACCGCAGGGAGACAGGAUAAAAACGAACUCCACCAGCGGUGUAUCAAGUUAUCCUCGUAGAGGAGCAGGAGCAGGAGGUGCAGGUGGGGGAGGAGGGGGGAGAGAGAGAGGCCCAGGCACAGCCACUGGCCGAGGAAGAGGAGGAGGAGCGGGAAGAGGAGGAGGAAGAGGAGGUGGAGGAGGUGGAGGAGGAGGUGGGGGUGGGGGAGGAGGAGGAGGAGGAGGAGGAGGAAGAGGGGGAGGAGGAGAAGGAGAGGUGGCAAAGCGAGGAGGUCGGCUCUGUGAGGGCCGGGUGAGGAAUGGACCUCCGCCGGCGGCGACGGGAGUUCACAAAGUAAAGACGCAGAAGGUGGAGGACAAAGGGAAGGCGGCGUCCAGAACCGGGGACCGUGGCAAGAGAUCCACCGGAGCGGCUGGAGGGGGCGGCAAGGUGAGCAACCUUCUCACGGGCCCCAACAUUUGUGUGGCGUCAAUGGUGGUCCCUCGCACCCCCGUCGCUCCACGAAAGCAGAGGCCCAAAGACCCGGAGAAGACGCAAGACAAGACGGGGUCCCACGACAACCGAGGGUCCCAAGACAAGACGGGUUCCCGCGACAACAGAGUGUUCCAAGACAAGACGGGUUCCCGUGACAACCGAGGGUCCCAGAACAAGCGGCAGAGGCAGCAGGAAGAGCAGCGCAGGAGAGAAGCUACAGUACAAAACGACGUCAGGAACCAGAGCUCCCCGACGGCGCUGUCCCGCUCUAACAGCGAGUCGGGCUCCAACAGGAUGUCCAUCAGCUCUGACAUAGAGGGGCCCGUCUCGGACCCCCUGUGCCCCGCCGCCACCCUGCCGGACAGAACCAACACGGACAUCCGGGAGGAGGACGGCGAGGGCGACCCGGCCCCGUCGGCGGUGGGCGCUCUCAACGGCAACGGUGAGACCCAGAGAGAGACGCACGGCCCCUGGAAGGACGCAAAGAACCGCCAGGCAGGGACGGACGCAACCAGAGAUCAGCUGAAGGGCGACGCGCCGGGCGGAUUGAGUUACAGCUGUAUGAGGUACGGCCUGGGGCCGGACGGCCAGCCCCUGGAGCUGGACCUGGCCACGGAGCUGGCCAAGGGCCGCAAGGACGACGACAGCGACACGGAGACCGUCUACCAGUCGGCCAACGAGGAGGAGGACCCCGAGUACGAGGAGGAGAGGACACGGCUGGAGAGGGAGAGGCUGCAAGAGCAGAGGAUAGAGGAGAGGAAAAGAAGGGAACUACAAAACACGAGGCGAGAGGAGGUGGUCAAACUCAUCAGGCAGUCCAAGAUGGUUGCUGUGACAAAGAGUGUGGAGGAGCCCUCCAGCAUUAAGAGCAAAGCACCGGCAACCAGGAAGUUCCUCAACUUGUUUGUGAACGGCAACCAGUACAAGUCCACCGGUGCUGAGUCAUUCGGAGUGUUCUCCUGCUUUCUGGACGGAGUGGAGAAACAGCAAAGCCACAGAGCUGUCUACAGGUUUGUCCCCCGCCAUGCUGACGAGCUCUACCUAGAGACAGAUGACCCUGUGCUGAUGGUGUCCCAGUCGGAGGACCUUUGGUGCCAGGGUUACAACAUGAGGACCGGAUCUACUGGGAUCUUCCCCACUUACUAUGCUGUCAGGGUCUCCAAGGAGCCCAGCCACGCUCCUACUGACGCUUGGAUGGAUCAGUUCCCGGUGCGGUUCCUGGGUUCUGUUCAGGUCCCGGUCCACCAGGGAAACCACGUGCUCUGUGCGGCAAUGCAGAAGGUUGCAUGUAACAGGCAAAUAUCUAUGCAACCUCCACCUGCCUGUGUCCUUGAGGUUAGUGUGUCUGGUUUGAAGAUCAGUGCCCAGGACAAGUGUUGUUCCUCUACCAGGGGUGACCAAUGUUCACAUUUCUUCCAAUUGAAGAAUAUCUCCUUUUGUGGCUGCCAUCCAAAACACAACAAGUAUUUUGGCUUCAUUAGCAAGCACCCGGACCAGCAGCGCUUUGCCUGUCACGUGGUGACGACCGACGAGACAUCCCUUCCUCUGGCUGAGUCCGUAGGGAGGGCAUUUCAGCAGUACUACGCGGAACACAUCGGCUACUCCUGUCCCACCGAGGACAUCUUCAUCGACUAGACCCUAAAGUCCUUUGUAAAGCACUGCACUCGUUUUUAAACAGCAAACUGGAUGCCGUUUCUUCAAACUACCUGGGUAGUAGACAUUCCCUUUUAUUUCCCCAAUGGCAGCCUGUCAACUAGCACAUGACUUGAGAUACUGCGAUGAGUUGAUGGAGGCGCGGUUGGAGGGAGGAGGAUGGAGAAGGUCAGGGUAGGUCUAUGUGUCUCACAUGGAAUCACAAAGGGUGUAUUUGUGGCUCUUUAAAUACGUAUGGAUGCAAGUAGAUUGCAGCUUUUGGUUCCCCAAAGUUAUAAUAAUGGCAUGUAAAACUAUUUGACAAAGACAAUGUGAUCAUUAUUGUUGUAUAGGCCAACUAUAAUCCACUCAGUGUGCAACCGUGGCAUCAAACCAGUGAAGAAUUAAUGUCACGGUCUGACUGAAUAUUGGAUGUAGACUCAUAUAACCAUGCAAGUCCCUUCCCUCUUAGGGGCCCGGCCCCUACAGAAAUGUUCCAUACACAAAGCAAACAGAAACCUCCACCUGAGGACCUAGACCUGAUCAAUUAUUUUCAGGUGAGAAACCCAAGAUUAGCCACCUCAACACUUGACAAUCAUUAAGAUAUUGAGGGAUAAUUCUUGAAAAUCACUUGUGAUUUCAAGUGCCCUCUUUCUAUUUUUUUGCUGCUUGAUUUAUCCUUUUCCUCCAUCCCUAAACAAAGUUAUCCAAAUAUGGCUUCUAACCAAGACGUAAUUCCACAAUAUUUCCUGGUAGUGUAAGAUGUUCUUUUGUCUUUUAAAAACAAGGCCCUUAUGACAGAUGUGCAAUUUAACAUUUCUAUGACCAAUUAAUCCAUUGCAACGUUCACAUCGCAGUGCAGUCACAUUAUCUUUCGCAUUACUAGCUUGAAUCCUAUUGGCUAUGAGAAAGAGAACAAACUGUAUUGAAGAUUAAGGCGAGAUCUCUGAAUUGGAUUUUUGUGAGACAUUCAUGAGACAUCCAUGUGCUUUAUCCUGCUACAACAACCAUAAUCAUAAAAAAGGACUCGGCUGAAUCCAGCAUUAAUCCAUCCAAGAAGAUUCUACACAGACAAUUGUUCUGCCAUGCAUCUAUGAUUUUAGUGGCAGUUGUGAAAGAGGAAAUGUUUGGACAGUUGUCUCCUGUAUUUUGAAAAAAAAGAACAGUGCCUAUUUUCUGUGUAGUGGUAAUGACUGUGUUGAGUGUUGAUUGGAGAAGCCUGAAGAUCACA